AUGAAAUGGGCCAACGCCCCGAAAAUCCUCGACGACAUCCUACAUACUUAUCUGGAACUACUCUCAAUCGACCAUCCAGCCGACUGUGCUACGGAGCAGCUCGGUGGCCUGAUGCAUUCCGGACGAGCAAUGGAGAAACGAACCUUCAUGUCACUCCGAGGGGCGUUCUGGACGGAAACAAGUCUGCUCGAGAAAUACAGCAAAGGUGGCCCACGUCAACUAUCCGCCGAUUCUUUGAGUAAAGCUUGCUGGGCUUACGCCACGGCCCUUGCCUGGCGCAUACAGAAGGGGAUUCCCGAACUUCCGAAGGGAAUCCAGUCAAGGACACCGAGUCCGCCCCCGACUGUUGUGCGGCCUGCGCAACGUGAUACUGGAGCUUGGAGACCGCGCGACGAUGCGGCUCGUCGGACGAUGGCUUCCAAGGGAGGAAUUUCCAAGGCUGGAGGCGGAGCUUGGGGAAACAAGAGUGAGGGGAGGAGGAAGAGUGGAGGGUUUAUGCAGAAGGGGAACUGGCGGUCGGUGGAGGCGGUGAAGUGA
This is a messenger RNA of Ramularia collo-cygni, 537 nucleotides long. RefSeq lists its product as uncharacterized. The record is from RefSeq and is a predicted model, not a curated record. Bases 1 to 537 code for a protein of 178 amino acids. The transcript has 2 exons. NCBI's taxonomy places the organism in Eukaryota, Fungi, Ascomycota, Dothideomycetes, Mycosphaerellales, Mycosphaerellaceae.